This is a messenger RNA of Aricia agestis (brown argus), 1193 nucleotides long. RefSeq names its product trypsin-like (gene P37k). The coding region runs from base 159 to 1124 and encodes 321 amino acids. The transcript has 7 exons. Gene Ontology annotation, biological process: proteolysis. Gene Ontology annotation, molecular function: serine-type endopeptidase activity. Lineage: Eukaryota; Metazoa; Arthropoda; Insecta; Lepidoptera; Lycaenidae. The record is from RefSeq and is a predicted model, not a curated record.
GGUACAUAAAGUGGAAGGCGCAGGCCCAUCGCACAGUCGCCAGGACUAAGUGGAGCGAGUGAAAGUGGUGAUAGCUUUUUCUCUUUCUAUCACCAAAGGCGGCGGGCGCAGUGGUCACUCCGCUUCCUUUGCCAACACAGGAUCGACCUGCUAUCACGAUGCGUUGGUUGAUUGUACUAGCGAGUUUGGUGUGCAUAGUGUGGUGCCACACCACGGAGACACCGGAGUCGAAGGGCGUGGUCGACUGGAUCAACGGAUGGUUCUCCUCCACCAGCCCCCCAGCAAUACCCUCCAAUGAUCCGCCAGAAGAUUGUCCAGAAUGCCAUUGCGGCAUAGCGCGCACGCGGCGACGCAUCGUGGGCGGCUACGAGACGGUUAAGCUUGAGAUGCUGUGGAUGGCGGUGCUGAUGUACGGCGGCCGCUUUUACUGCGGCGGCUCCCUCAUCAACGACCUGUAUGUGCUCACCGCCGCGCACUGCACCGCAGGUUUUCGAAAGGAAAAGAUCACCGUGCGUUUCCUGGAGCACGACCGGUCCAUGCCCAACGAGACGAGGACCAUCGACCGGAAGGUGUCUGCCAUCAUCAGACAUCUGCGAUACAACCCUGGCACUUACGACAAUGACAUCGCAUUGCUGAGGCUCGACAAACGGAUGGACCUCAGUACCGCGAUAAAGCGUGCUCGCGACGAUGAGGACUUGGACUUGGACAACAUCAAGCCCAGCCCGGUGUGCCUGCCCACGCGUGGGCUAUCCUUCAGCAACCACAGCGCCGUCGUCUCCGGAUGGGGCACCACGGAAGAGGGUGGAAGCGUUUCGAGUACUUUGCAGGAGGUCUACGUCCCAAUAAUGUCGAACUCGGACUGCAAACAGACGAGCUAUAAACAGCGUAUCACGGAGAACAUGCUGUGCGCCGGCUACCCUGACGGUGGUAAGGACGCCUGCCAGGGAGACUCCGGUGGCCCUCUCCAUGUCCUGAAUACCACCACCAACAAGUAUCAGGAAGUCGGUGUGGUAUCCUGGGGCGAAGGCUGUGCCAGACCCGACAAGCCCGGAGUAUAUACGCGAGUCAACAGAUACCUGACCUGGAUUAAGAGCAAUACCAAGGACGCCUGCUAUUGUAAAUAGACUACGUGACGUUGCUGGAGAGAAAUAUGGAAUUUCUAUUUCGGAUUGGCUCAGCUUAAAACCGAUUUG